UUCAAUCUAAACAUUUCAAUAUUAUAAAAACGAAAACAAAACAAUUUAUAUGGGCUUUCUCCCAACAGAAUUUUUAUCAUAAUCAACAUAUUCCACUGAAGUAUUAUGUUUCAGCUGUAUUUUCUGAGGGAAAAGUUUCAUAAAAAAUGUCAAUCAAUUUUAUUCAGACCUUUUUAGAAUAUUGAGUGCAUGUACAGUAAAACCUGUAGAAACAGAUUAGCGUACACAUCUGUGCAAAUGUACAAAUGAGAUUUUAUGGCUGAUCACCUUAAUUCAAAUCACAUUGUACGGCCAGCAUUUACUCUGAAGAAGUUUAUCCAAUAUUACUUCUCCAGAGAGGCAACAGUUGCUGGACAGCAAUCAAGAUCAGUCCCAAAAAACACCCCAUAAAAUGUUAAUGUCAUAUGAUUUUUAAGCGUUUCAUGGGACCCCCUGGCUUAAAUGCCUUCAAAUUUGGACUAAUAAUUCUAUGAGGACCAGUAAUUUUAAAGCCCAUGUGAAUAAAUAUAUGGACCUUAGAGAGCUUAGAAAAAUGGGCUGUUAGACAGCAAAGUAGUCUCAGUCUUACAGUGGUGUUACAUUGUGCUAUAAUGCAGGACUUCUGUCUCAGGCAGAAACUAAUCCCUUUCACCAAUGCUGUAUUCACUUCUAAAAAGGAAAAAUAUAAGGGGUAUUGUUUCAGCAUCAGUUAUCCCUAUAGGAACUGGGUUAGGCUAAAGAGAUCAAUAUGCUUUAAACACUAUUGGAGUCAAUGUAUUAUAUAGGAAUAAGUCCUAUAGAAUUGCAUAUGAGGUACAUAGUGAAACGGUCACUUAAAACCAGCUUCUUCCACUCUUCUCCCAGCUGAAACGGGCCUGUAUUAAAUAUUAACAAACUUUGUCCAUCAGUUCCCUGGGCCUCUUUUAACAACAGAUUUUAUUACAACAGCUUCUCUCCCUCCUGCGUUUCUUUUAUCAGCAUUGUCAAUUGUGAAACCGAAGACUCUAUUUCCUGUAAUUCUGUCUGCACUGCCUCAUUGUUUCUCCUGCUGCGCACUUGCUCUGUACCUUUUCUUCUCUCUCAUUGGGACCCCAGAUGCUGUCUAUCUGCCUUUGGCCCUUGUAGGCAAUUGUACUGCUCCUUGCAAUUGCGUGAUGGAAAUAUAUUAAAGGGGAGGGAGAAGAACAGAGUGCAACAAAAACACAAAGCAAGACAGCUUCUGAGGUAGAAGGGGAAGACAGAAGAGCAGGUGAAAAGGUGAUGACCAUGGCUAGUAAAUCCAGAGAUUUGUCUCGAGUAACCUUCCAGGGUCCAGAGAAGCCUGGGGAAGAAUCAUCCCACAAGAAACUGAGCAAGCUAACAGUUAAGUACAACCGCAAAGACCUUCAACGCCGACUAGACCUGGAGGAGUGGGUUGAUGCCCAGUUGCAGGAGCUUUACCAUUACCAGCUGCAGGAGGAAGCAGAAGCAGCAACCCUAGAACCAGACAUUGAUAUUGAAGAUCUUCUAGAAGUCUCCAAUGAAGAACAGAAAUCAAAACUACAGGAAAUUCUUCAUGAGUGUUCCAGACCUACUGAGGACUUCAUUACAGAACUGCUCAUCCGACUGCAAGGUCUCAGGAAAAUCCCACAAAAGAAAUGAUCCAUCUUGAGAAACGCCCUCCUUCCCCGGUAUCACUCACGUGGAAGCAGACAUCUCCUCAGCUAAGAGAAUCAGAUUCAUGCAGGAAGAUAAUUUUACAGUUUUUCUAGGACUCAAUGGCCUGAGAGCCAUCUUAGAUAUUUUCAGCAUCACCAGAGACAAAGUGCUGCCUCCAUCCCCAUUCCAUAUGUAUGUUCACAGGGGUGCAUGUAUCUUGCUGAUAUUUAAAGAGCUAUUGCUCUGGGGGAGAACCCAGUACAAAUCCCCUUCUUUUUCUCAAUUUUUUUGAAGGAACCUCUUUUCUGGCUGCAGGAGCAUUGGAUGUUGCUCCCUUUGGAGAGCCUUAGGGCUGUGCCUGCUGCCCAGUGUCUGAUGGGAGAAAGAAGGCAGUGGCUAUUAUCCACCCUUCACCAGGGACACAGAGUUGUUACUUCCAGCUCCUGCCUAUUUGUGACUCCAAGCACAGGCCUCCAUCCUGGCUCUACGCCAGCACAUGGACAAAUUUUUCUGCUCACAAAAAAAUUAAUCAUCUCUCCCAGGUGGAAAAUGAGGCAGAAAAUACCCUCCCUGGAGCUUUUCUGUCUGUCUUAGUGCAUGACCCUCAGGUUAAUUAAUUUUUAUGGUGCAUGGCACUUUUCAUGAGCUAACAGCACCUCUGAAAAGAAUAUGAGGAUCUGCAAGGGAUUUUUUUAAAGGACUUCAUAGCUGCCCGCGUAAGGGCAUUUGAAAGAUGCUCACUUUGUACAGUAAAAUGCAUAGAAAUCCAGACCUGCUUGUGACGACGGGUGGGGAGGGAAGGGGGUUGUUCUGCAUUCAGAGGAAAUGCAGCAAGAGAAGAAAAAUCUAAUUAAAAGCCCAUCAACUGCUGACUCAGUGAUCUUUUCAUUGGGCUAUCUUGGAGUCAUUCCCAGGGAGGGAGGGAGAGACUGAGCAACCCAAAGGGGAUGUAGGAGAAGCUGUAUGCCUCCAUACCAUGUCUUCUAGCUAUAGCAAAGCUCAGAAACCACAUCCAGAGAGACAAUAACUUGGCAAGAGCUGAGUGGUAAUAAGAUGAUAAAUGAAGGAGAGUCACUUGGAUUUGGAGGACUCCCUCAGGGUAGAAAAGAGUCUUAGGUCCUCCUCCCCCCACACAGACACUCCAGAGCUGAAG
Molecule: messenger RNA, 2770 nt
Organism: Pelodiscus sinensis (Chinese soft-shelled turtle)
Lineage: Eukaryota; Metazoa; Chordata; Testudines; Trionychidae
Gene: PPP1R14D
Product: protein phosphatase 1 regulatory inhibitor subunit 14D
Biological process (GO): regulation of phosphorylation
Cellular component (GO): cytoplasm
Molecular function (GO): protein serine/threonine phosphatase inhibitor activity
Source: RefSeq, a predicted model, not a curated record